GGGAAGGACGAGACGGUGGAGCAUGUCAUGCUGGAGUGUGAGAAGUAUGAGAGAGACAGGCAUGAGAUGAUGCAAGUGAUCUUGAGUGAAUUAGGGCAUAAUAGGAAUGAAAGGGUGGAGAAGACAGGUGUUGCUGGUGGGACUGUGUAGAGAGACGAGUGAAAGGAUGAUGGAGGCUGUGAAGGAGUAUCUGGAAAGAAUGUGGCGAGCGAGGUGUAGGGAUCAUUAACGAAGAGAAAUGCUACUUUUUUUUCUGUUUUGUCUUUUUUUGUCCUCUACAGGAGUAGCCGAUCCAAAGGCCUGGCUCUGGAGCGAUCCCGAGCCACCUGUAGCAUCAAUAUCAAGAUCAAGAUGAUCCAGGGCGGCAGCAAUGACCUGGAGAGGUGCAACAGGCUGAGGAAUACAAGUAUCUGGGGAUGUGGGAGCUGCCGAUACUAAGGCCUGCCUCAGGAGAAAUCCUGGGACACCUGUAGAAUCAAGAUCAAGAUUAAGAUCAGAGGAGGCGUAGACUUGUUUCACAGAAUGGUGAGGAAUCUGAGAGUGGAAGAGCUGGAGAUAGGAUUGAUUGAUUGAUUGAUACAUUUAUUGUUGAAUUAAUAAAUAAUUACAACAAAGGAGAAGGAUGAGCCUUGCCACCCACCCCCUGGACAAAGACUUAACCUUUUUUCAUGUUUCUCAUCGAUAUCGGUACAUUUCACGCCUACAAGAGUUAGGCCUUAAAAAAAUUGUUUUCCCGUGCAAAGUGAGCAUGUCAUUUUCUUUGUUCAUGUCCUGGUCACUGAAAACUUUAAGUAAUAUCUCAAAAGAUGGCAUUUGCGUCUACUCUACGGAAUUUGAACACCAGUGCAUGGCGUCAUGCAGCAGGGGGUAGAUGUGCUUCAAAUCCUUCCACAAUAUGGCUCAACCCUCAACCUCAGGUGGCAUGAAACAUAAAUUUUUUUUUAUGGGGACAGUCUUCCAGUGCGCCGUAGGUGCAUAGAUUAUACCUGUAGAGAUGAGCCCCAAUCUGACUCGGAAUAUUCAGAUAUUGAGGAUGUGGAAGACAGUGCUGAUGAUUACCUAGUCACCCAAGAUGAUGAAGUGCAGUUGAGGCAUGAUUUCAUGUUGGACUUUCAAGAUGAAGAGAAGAUUGUCAUUGGGCGAUCAAGAAGAAGAACGCUGCUUCCUGUGAACCCCGUUGCACCACCCUCAGAUGACUGUGAUAAUGCUAUCAGUGUUCAUGGAUAUGGUAGUUCUUCAGAUGUAACAGUCACCACACCUUCAGUUGUUCAUGUUUCUGAGGUGGAAAGGAAUGAGGAGGUAGAAGAUUAUAGUAACCUGAAACACAAAAUAAAUUGGAAACAAUGUGAUGCUAAUGAGAAUAAUGAAAAAAAUAUUCCAGAAUUUAGGGGAUUUAUAUCAGGCAGAGAGAAUGCACUGGAACCAGUAGAAUAUUUCAGGAAGUUCUUUGACAGAGAAUUACUGACACAAAUAUGUAAUGAGAGUAAUCUAUAUGCCUUGCAAUGUGACCCAAGCAAACCACUCUCUUUAACAGUAGAAGAGCUAGAGGUAUAUCUAGGCAUUUGUAUCUACAUGAGUGUUGUUAAAAUGUCUAGUCAUUGUAGAUACUGGAGUUCUGAUGCAAACCUUAGGGCUGUAAUAGACUACAUGUCCUGUGCCAGGUGGGAAAGAAUGAAGUCAUGUAUUCACUUCGCAGAUAAUUCACAGUGUCCAGCCAAAGAAACGCCAGAAUAUGACAGGUAAACUGCCCUGCUCUAUGGAUGCACUCAUUGCAUUUUACAUAAUGUUUUUCAGAUCUAAAAAGUGGUACCACAGAAUAUUCUUUCAUUUUGUAAAUCUUAGCAUUUGUAAUGCCUGGCUACUAUACAGAAGGGACAUCCAGGCUUCAAGUGCACAUGCAAAAUAUUUGAACCUCCAUGAUUUCAAAUUGGUAUUGUCUUCAUGUCUGAGGAUGCAAGACAAACCUUCAUCAGUUGAUGAAAAGUUGAUAGAAAAGAAGCAAAAGGGCCACAACACAUAACAUAACAUAACAUAACAUAAAUAAUAGGAUAACAAAGGGCCACCAGGGCCCAUCUAGGUUAUCCUGUAUCAGUCGCACAGCGACCU
Portunus trituberculatus (swimming crab) is the source of this 2106-nucleotide messenger RNA. RefSeq names its product piggyBac transposable element-derived protein 1-like. The record is from RefSeq and is a predicted model, not a curated record. Lineage: Eukaryota; Metazoa; Arthropoda; Malacostraca; Decapoda; Portunidae. The transcript is spliced from 4 exons. The coding region runs from base 1102 to 1743 and encodes 213 amino acids.